AUGCCACCUCCUAUAGGUACCCUCGUCCACGCCCUCGGCCAUAACUGGCUGGGCAAGGCUGAUAUUGCUGUCCAGACGAUCCUGCUUGCCGCCGUGUUUGUGGCUGUCAGCCUGCGGUUAUGGUCGAGGCGUUUGCAACAAUUCUCGUUGCAGGUUAAUGACUGGUUAAUUCUGGCCGCAGCGGUCCUGAUGCUUGGCCGCUACAUUGUGGAGCUUAUAUUAAUUCUACUCUGUGGUAUGGGACUACAUUCAAUGGAGGUUGCGCGUACUGGAGGGCCUGAGGCCUUUGUACGCUUCAACCAGCUUACAUAUGCGGGCGACCUUCUUUGGUUGACCGUAGUUUGUUUGGUUCAGAUGUCUGUUCUGCAUUAUUAUCUCUGCAGGUUUCAGCAGCAGGUCAUCAUGUGGUUGACCUACGUGAUGAUGGGCAUAUGUUCGGCGCUGUGGAUUGCAACCUUCUUCGUGACUGUCUUUUUCUGUACGCCGCCCAGCAAGCUUUGGUGGGCCAACUCACAGGGCCAUUGUGGUGACCGUAAGAUGCUUCACACUGCCUCUUCUGUGACCGAAGCCAUCCUCAAUGGAUUUAUCCUCCUUCUUCCCCUGCCAAUUGUAUGGCAUAUGAGGCUAGCCCGCGCCAGAAAAGUCGCCCUCGGGAUGACCUACCUUCUGGGUAUCAUUAUCAUUGCAAUUUUCGUAGUCCGCAUCAAGAUCGAGUUUAACCCCGAUCCAGAAGAUCCAACCUACGGUUCUGCACGAGCAUCACUGAUUUCCAGCAUCGGCCCCCUUUUGGGUAUCAUUGCCGCAUGUUUGCCUCUGUUACCUCCGGCUAUUCAAAAGAUCUUUGGAACAUCCAAGUUGUGCUCAGCGGCAGACGGGCCGGGCUCCGACUCGGCGUCUGUUGGAUACUGGAAGACAGCAGUCACGUCGAACUCUCAGGUCGAGGAGCCCGAAAUCCCACUGGUGACAUCAACACAACCUCCUAUGGCAAAAAAACUAAGUGAGCUGGCUCACGGACAGAUCAAAAUUACUUCUGAUUGGGAAAUCCACUCUACAAGGAACUCGGCGCGGGUGGACAGAGAUUCUGUAAGCCAGGGCUAA
Messenger RNA from Penicillium cinerascens, 1098 nucleotides. RefSeq lists its product as uncharacterized. Bases 1 to 1098 code for a protein of 365 amino acids. Lineage: Eukaryota; Fungi; Ascomycota; Eurotiomycetes; Eurotiales; Aspergillaceae. The record is from RefSeq and is a predicted model, not a curated record. The transcript has 4 exons.